Molecule: messenger RNA, 5922 nt
Organism: Nicrophorus vespilloides
Lineage: Eukaryota; Metazoa; Arthropoda; Insecta; Coleoptera; Silphidae
Product: intracellular protein transport protein USO1-like
Exons: 6
Coding region: 452-5656 (1734 amino acids)
Source: RefSeq, a predicted model, not a curated record
GUUAUUUUAGAGAGGGGUGGAGGGUAACAAUGAAUGGUGUCUGCUGAUUCGUAAGAAAGAUGUGGAAAGUUUGUUAGAAAAAAAAUGCUUGUCUCCUUCGAAUCGCGGCAACCGGAUUCCUCUCAAUUGUUUCUAGAUUGGGGCUGAUAUUAUUACCGUUGCUAAUAGCAAUAAUAGUAAAUAGUAACAAAUAACGAUAACAAGUAGCUGUAGCUGUAGGAGAGACAGUUGAGCAUCGUUGGUGGUAGCGUUGCGUUGUUGAUGAGGCGGUGAAGUGCGGUGCGUUGCGGGACGUAGCAUCACAACAAAAAUAUACGUUAGUGUUUUGGGUGCUCGGGUAAAGUGAUGAUUGUUUUUUUUUUCUUCAUCAACAUCUAUAUACUAUUAUUAUUGUGAGCGCGUAGUGUAUUUAUUGUGCUCUUUGUAUGUGAGAUGAGUGGCUUCUCGUAGGAUGGACAUCACGAAGACUCAAUUCGCGAAGCUGGUGCUCGGCUACUUGAAAAUUGAGCAAUGCCAUAUCGCAUACAAUACCUUUCUGAGCACAUCACCCUACUUGAAAGACUAUGUGAAUCCCACCAAACGGAGACAUUUGGUCACGAGGAUCCAGGGGCUAAGCCUACAUGAUAUCCUAGAGGAAUUUUCAAAAAUAUACACAAUAAUUCAGGAACAUUUGGAAGAUACAAACUACUUCAACGAAUCCAAUCAAAGUCAUUUGCUUCAUGAUCAACUCAUCUACCUGUUAGAGGUCGACGUACCUACGCGUCAAAGCUCGCCGCAAAGUUCAACGUCAGUGGAAAUCAUUCCGAAUGGUUCUGAAGAUGAACUGGUUAGUUCUUCGCCACCGAAGAAGCAGAUCUCUGGGAGCGAAGGAAAGUCCGAUUUGGACAAAACGGAGGAUUCGGAGGAUAACGGGACGCAUCUGUCGAUCCAGGCGAUCACGGACACCCUUCUGAAGCAUCCGGAGUUUCAAGAGAAGAUCGCCGAGAAUAUUAACAAGGUGCGUCUGAGCGAUGGAGCUCUCGAUACGCCUGAGAAGCUGCAGAACGACAUUGACAGCGCCAUCAAAGCCGUGCUAGAGAAGACCCAGAAUGAUCCGAUGUUCGAGACGCUCAUGGGUGAAAUCAUCGGUACAGCCGCUGACGAGGAAAUGAUCUUCAACAACGAGAUUCAAUCUCCGCCGUCAGAAGAGCCGCCGCCGCUGACACCGCUAUCAACGCAGCCAAAGCAGCCCCCACAAACCGAAGCAUCCAUGGAGACGAUAGACGAUCACAUCAAGGUUGCCGUUGAUUCGAUAGUGACCGCAUCGCAGCAGCAGGUCAAUAACUCGCAAUUUGCCGACAACAGCAGCGGCAAGGCCGUAAUAGACAUGAACAAGAGGCUCACCGUAAACACGAACAACGAUAUCAUAUUCUACGAUGGAACAAUCGACAAUUACAUGCAGCAACAGCAGCAGCAGGACAACAUGAAUCCUUCGCCGGCAGUGCCACCUCUCGUCCUCAACAAUUUGCUGGUGAUGACGUCCACGCCCUCGCACCAGGUCAACUCGGUCGAUGCUACUAAACCUUUUUACCUGUUUAGCGGAUCGCCGUACGUGAAUGUGGCUCCAACGCAACCGUAUUUCGUGUCAAACAAAGUGUUGACGGAAAAGGACAUUCUUUCGAUGCCCACCGUCAUCCUGAACGAUGAUAAAAGCAAGAAUACGGAGCCGAAGUCGACCAAGAAGAAGUCCGAAGACGCGCUGAACGAGUAUCUCUCGUUCAACAAAAGUAAAGUCGAGCCGAAGGCGAUAAUUCACGUGGAGGUGCUGCAGGAGGAUGAUGAUAAAUCGACGAAGGAACAACAAGAACAACAGCCAAAUACGAACGAGCAGAAUGCUGCAAAUCCUCCCACCUCUGACACCGCGAAGAGGACGCCGGAGAGCAAGGGAGGUGGAGGAGGAGGCAGCGGUCGAAGAAGCGGUGUAUCGACUCCGCGAAGCACAAACAAAUCGCACGUAAGAGCGCUGGAUUUCAAGUUCCAGACACCGUCAAAAGAUGUGGUCGAAGUACGAAAGACUUCGCCCAAAGUAUCGACCGCAAAGUCGCUGUUCAGUUCCGGCACCAAGUCGAAAUCGCCGAAGAAGAAGAGAGCGGAAACGAAGAAAUGCGGUGUUGGCAGCGGCAGAAGCUGGGAUGCUGAUUUGCGUGCGACGUUGCCCGAUUUGGGACACAAUGUGAAGAAGAAAAAGAAACCGCCGCCCGCCAAAUCGAAGCCCAAACCGAAUCUAAACAGGACCGAGGAAGAUGCGAAGCAAAUAGAGAAUAAUUUGCAUUUGGGCGAAAAUUUGAAAGAAAAACUACCACAACCAUCGGAAAAGAAGAAUGGAUGCAGCGUCGAUUUGCAACAAGAGCAACAGCAGCAACAUAAGAACGCUGUAGAGGUGGCGGAUGUAGUGAAUACAAUGAAGGAAGAUGAACAGGAGAAGGAAAAGGAGCGAUUGCAGCAGGUGGAGAAAGCUGAAGAGGAGACGUCGCAGAAGAGGCAACAGCAGCCAAGGGGAAGAAGAUCAAGGAAGCAAAAGUCUGCCGGUAAAGCGAACGUGACGGUGCAGAUUAUUGAGAGCGAGAAUCAAGUGCACGAAAUCGCGUUGCGCAAUUUCAAUGCGAAGCCCCGUUUCCAUCGGAAAUGCAACAUCGAGAAUAAUACCAAGUUUAAACCUAUUCCAGAUAAAGAGGUGGUGUCCGUCGGCGUCGCCUGCACCCCCUUGAUCAUCGCCACGUCGCCGACCGUCGUCGAUGUAGACAGCAACAGUCUUCCUGUCCUCUCAAUUCCGGACACGAGCAGCUUCGCCACUCCCGAAGCUCUCAAAACCGUCGUGACCGAAGCGGCGAAACCCAUCUCCGCGGGUCGCAACAUCAUGCCCAUCCUGGAAACCCCCUACAAGGAGGGGAUCUGCCCGAAGACGCCCGGACGAACUCCGAUGUCCACCGUGGAGACCCCCUUCACGAAAGUCUUCAACGAACAGAUGGAGGGCAUCGACAUCUCGAGCAUACAGACGCCACAGCUCACGCCCUUCCCAAUUACCCCGUUCAUCCACGGCGAAACUCCCUACUCAAAUCGACCUACCGAUUAUUCCACUUCCAGUUCUUACUAUCAACCAUCAGAUACGGAGCAAAACAAAUCGCUGGAAUUGCAGAUCCUCGAAGAGUGCAAACGACUGGAGGUCAAGAAAACACCGUUGCACCAAUUAGAGGUUGAUAAACAACCGCCGCCGCCGUCGAGUCCACCAGCACCCGAAGAGCAAGAAUUGUUGAAGAAACAGGACGCCGCUCACAGGGUUAUUGCCGACAAAAUGAAAUCUCUAUCAUCGAACGUCAUCGGCAGGAAGAACCUGAGUAUGGUUCCGAAGGACGUGCACAAGACUCAAGACGACGAGGAUGAUGUGGAUAACGAAGAAGAGGAGGAGGAUGAAGACGAUAGCGACGAUUCGUCAUCCUCUUGCGACAGCGAUUCUUCAUCGUGUUCCUCGUCAUCGAGCGGCGAGACGUACGUGAAUCGGACAAUAGUCGAAGUCAAGGACGAAACGAGAUACUCGCUGCGUUCUACCAGGCAGCAGAACAACGACGAGAUCAAGAACAUCAUUUCCCAGGUGAACGUUAAGAACGAGUUGGUCAAUGCAUCGAACAUGGACCACGUCAGCACGAAGCAGCAGGUCCUAAGGGAGUUGGAUGAGAAGCGGCGCAGAACAAUUGCGAAAUUCAAGAACGAGAACACACCCAGUGCAGAGACGCGAAAUCGAAAACUGCUGAAAACGAAAACCGAAACUCCGGUACAACAGAAUUUGACGCCGAAGCGAGUCCUCAGAUCUACAGUCAAGACGAAAGUGAAGAAGGAAGAGGUUAUCGAUACGGUGGAGCCGAUGCAGUUGGUUGAAACGGAAAUGCUGUGUUCGAAUAGUUCGGGUUAUUGUGAUGACGAAGAAAACGGCAAAGACGAUAAGGAAGCGGAGAAGCUGGUAACUGGUCUGAGGGAACGGGGAAUUUAUCUGAUUCCCAACAAAUUUGCGAAACGUAAUGGAGUAGGAGGAGGAGUCGAGAGCGGUAAGAAGGAUCACCAGGAAGUUUCGACGCACUCGUCCGAUUUGAACAACUCGAAUGAGGAGAACAAGAUUAAUGCACAGAACGUGCAGAAAUCGAGCAACACCAGAAAGGAGGAGAUGUACUCGUUUCUGUUCGGACCGGACGACAGCAAAGACUGUGAGAGUGAGAUAAUCAAAACAACAACAAAUAAAGAUGACAGUGGUAAGCAGCAUCAAAAUCGUCGUCGUCGUCCUAAUCAUCGAGUGGAAAACAGAACAAACGCAACAAAGGAUGGCGUUAAAAAGAGCAACGGCACAAAGAGUGAUAAAUCGACGCAAGAAGGGCAGGUGAAGAGGGCACCUGCUAAAAGUGAGACGAAUCGUAAAAAAGAUUCUAAAUCGCUGAAGGAUAAUCGGCGCAAUUCAAAAACGACAAAAUCGUCUGACAGUUUGCCGCCGCAACAGGAGAAGGACGUUGUCGAAUCAUCAGAAAAGAAGAAAACUGAUUCGAAGUCGAGCAAGUCGGAAGAGGUGAAGAAAAGGAAAAAAUCCGAAGAGGAAACGAACAAAGUCAGUAAAUCUCAAGGGGAGAGCCAGAUCCGCAAAUCGGACGAAGAGACUAAGAAGAUAGAAAAAUCCGAUGAAAUUAAGAUUAUAUGUGAAUCGGAAACUAAAAGUAGUAGUGAUAAAAAUACGGAAAUAACGACAGUAGUCAGUGAACAAGUGAAUAAAGUUAAAGAAAGCGCAGAUGAUGUUACUACGAAAGACUUGAAAUAUGUGGAUGCUGUGGAUUGCUUAAAGAAAUCCGAAGAAGACAAAGUGAUGGACAGAACGAAAGAAAGUGAGGUAAAGAAGAAGAUUCAAUCGACGAAUCUAAAGACUGAACAUCAAAUAAGCAAACAGGAGAAGGAAGGAGAUCCGACAAUUUCGAAAGGUGUUGUUUGUAACAGCGGUGAUGCAAAUGAAGGGAGCAAGGGCGUCAACGAUGUUGAGAAAUCAAAGAAGAUAAUGCUCAAUGUUGAUGCGGUGUCGAAGACUGACGAUUCCAAAACUAAAGAUGCAGCAACUAGGUGUGAAGUUUUUGUUAUGAAGCAGCAGGAAGAGGAUAAUGAACCGUGGGAAGAUGAAUUCGAUAGAUCCCUCAUGUGCAUUGAAAAUUUCGAAUAUCGUUAUGUGGAAUCCGAUCCGCCCCAUUUGCCGGAUGUGCAACUGCCUUUGGAUAUUGACGAAACAGUAGAGAUCGGUGUGCUGCUAGAAAAUAACAGAAUCGUGCCCAUCAAGUUGCAAAAGGUGGGCGUUCGGGACUUUUGGCACGUUGCCCCGAAGCCACCCAAUGCGCAGACGAUGCCGAAGAAGCGAAAGAGGAAUUUUAUCGAAGUGCUCGGCGAUGUCAGCGUGACGCCCGUCAGUAAGGUAGCGAAGGUCAAGGAGGAAAUCAAGCAGACGACGACUGUCGAUGAGGAAUCGUCCAAGAAAAAGUUCAGCAAGCAUCAAAAUAUCGAAGACAUUGUAGCCGAUCUAAAGAAGCCAAAGACGGAUUCUUGUCUGCUCAAGGAGGUGGACGUCGACAAUUUCCUGGACAAAUUGCACGGAGCAUAGUGAUGUGUGUGUGUGCGAAUGGUGGAAAAUAAGCUGCAACACUAUGUACGAGUGUGCGUGUGUAAUAUUGUGUACCUGGAAAGCUAUUUAUUUUAUUUUGUUAACUACUAUUACGUUUUAUUUCUUCCUUCAUUGUACAUUUCUAUUGAUAAUCUGUAUACUAACAUUUAUUUCAGACCCUUUGAAUUUAUAUUGUAUUUUAUAAAUAUUACCUUUCAAAAUGUAAAUAAUCCUUUAAUAAUGGAAAAAAGUGAAAUGGAGGAAGA